Messenger RNA from Drosophila melanogaster (fruit fly), 7490 nucleotides. It is a transcript of the gene Tlk, whose product is annotated as Tousled-like kinase. The transcript is spliced from 8 exons. The record is from RefSeq and is marked reviewed. Gene Ontology annotation, cellular component: nucleus. Gene Ontology annotation, molecular function: protein serine/threonine kinase activity; kinase activity; protein serine kinase activity. Bases 396 to 4124 code for a protein of 1242 amino acids. NCBI's taxonomy places the organism in Eukaryota, Metazoa, Arthropoda, Insecta, Diptera, Drosophilidae.
GAACUUUGACAUUGUAAUGUUUUCACUGAGGAUUUGAUAGGGUAUUCAACUUUUCGUCUUUUGCUUUCAAUCCGUCAUUCGUGAGUUUUUAUUUUGUGCGAAUUUUCUGUUCUGUCGCCUUUUAUUAUUAUUACUACAGUUUUAUAUAUUUUUUUGUGUGAAGCGUACUCUGCCGACGUCGCUGCCACUGCCAGCGCUGUCGCUUUGACGAUUUGCGCUUUGCGUUGCGCUUACUCACAAUCAAAUCUCACGCCGCAUUUUUAGUCUCAAUAAUAACUGAAACGAAAAACACGCGCAGCCGAAACGAAGCGCAAACCAAAGAGUAAAGCGAAAGAAGCAAGGAAGGCAAACGGCGAACAAAAACGCAAAACGAAAACGACGACACGUCGUCAAACAUGUCCCCCGGCGCCCAUUUGCAGAUGUCCCCGCAGAACACUUCGUCCCUAAGUCAACACCAUCCACAUCAACAGCAACAGUUACAACCCCCACAGCAGCAACAACAGCAUUUCCCUAACCAUCACAGCGCCCAGCAACAGUCGCAGCAGCAGCAGCAACAGGAGCAACAGAAUCCCCAGCAGCAGGCGCAACAGCAGCAGCAGAUACUCCCACAUCAACAUUUGCAGCACCUGCACAAGCAUCCGCAUCAGCUGCAACUGCAUCAGCAGCAGCAACAACAACUCCACCAGCAACAGCAGCAACACUUCCACCAGCAGUCGCUGCAAGGGCUGCAUCAGGGUAGCAGCAAUCCGGAUUCGAAUAUGAGCACUGGCUCCUCGCAUAGCGAGAAGGAUGUCAAUGAUAUGCUGAGUGGCGGUGCAGCAACGCCAGGAGCUGCAGCAGCAGCGAUUCAACAGCAACAUCCCGCCUUUGCGCCCACACUGGGAAUGCAGCAACCACCGCCGCCCCCACCUCAACACUCCAAUAAUGGAGGCGAGAUGGGCUACUUGUCGGCAGGCACGACCACGACGACGUCGGUGUUAACGGUAGGCAAGCCUCGGACGCCAGCGGAGCGGAAACGGAAGCGAAAAAUGCCUCCAUGUGCCACUAGUGCGGAUGAGGCGGGGAGUGGCGGUGGCUCUGGCGGAGCAGGAGCAACCGUUGUUAACAACAGCAGCCUGAAGGGCAAAUCAUUGGCCUUUCGUGAUAUGCCCAAGGUAAACAUGAGCCUGAAUCUGGGCGAUCGUCUGGGAGGAUCUGCAGGAAGCGGAGUAGGAGCCGGUGGCGCCGGAAGCGGGGGAGGUGGCGCUGGUUCCGGUUCUGGAAGCGGUGGCGGCAAAAGCGCCCGCCUGAUGCUGCCAGUCAGCGACAACAAGAAGAUCAACGACUAUUUCAAUAAGCAGCAAACGGGCGUGGGCGUCGGUGUGCCAGGUGGUGCGGGAGGCAAUACCGCUGGCCUUCGAGGAUCACAUACGGGAGGUGGCAGCAAGUCACCCUCAUCCGCCCAGCAGCAGCAAACGGCGGCACAGCAGCAGGGAAGCGGUGUUGCGACGGGAGGCAGUGCAGGCGGUUCCGCUGGCAACCAGGUGCAAGUGCAAACGAGCAGCGCUUACGCCCUUUACCCACCAGCUAGUCCCCAAACCCAGACGUCACAGCAACAGCAGCAGCAGCAACCGGGAUCAGACUUUCACUAUGUCAACUCCAGCAAGGCGCAGCAACAACAGCAGCGUCAACAGCAACAGACUUCCAAUCAAAUGGUUCCUCCACACGUGGUCGUUGGCCUUGGUGGUCAUCCACUGAGCCUCGCGUCCAUUCAGCAGCAGACGCCCUUAUCCCAGCAGCAACAGCAGCAACAACAGCAGCAGCAACAGCAGCAACUGGGACCACCGACCACAUCGACGGCCUCCGUCGUGCCAACGCAUCCGCAUCAACUCGGAUCCCUGGGAGUUGUUGGGAUGGUCGGUGUGGGUGUUGGCGUGGGCGUUGGAGUAAAUGUGGGUGUGGGACCACCACUGCCACCACCACCGCCGAUGGCCAUGCCAGCGGCCAUUAUCACUUAUAGUAAGGCCACUCAAACGGAGGUGUCGCUGCAUGAAUUGCAGGAGCGCGAAGCGGAGCACGAAUCGGGCAAGGUGAAGCUAGACGAGAUGACACGGCUGUCCGAUGAACAAAAGUCCCAAAUUGUUGGCAACCAGAAGACGAUUGACCAGCACAAGUGCCACAUAGCCAAGUGUAUUGAUGUGGUCAAGAAGCUGUUGAAGGAGAAGAGCAGCAUCGAGAAGAAGGAGGCGCGACAGAAGUGCAUGCAGAAUCGCCUCAGGCUCGGACAGUUUGUUACCCAACGAGUGGGCGCCACAUUCCAGGAGAACUGGACGGACGGCUAUGCGUUCCAGGAGCUGAGUCGGCGGCAAGAAGAAAUAACCGCUGAGCGUGAAGAGAUAGAUCGGCAGAAAAAGCAGCUGAUGAAAAAGCGUCCGGCGGAGUCCGGACGCAAGCGCAACAACAACAGUAACCAGAACAACCAGCAGCAGCAGCAACAGCAACACCAGCAACAGCAGCAGCAACAAAAUUCCAACUCGAACGAUUCCACGCAGCUGACGAGCGGAGUUGUUACCGGUCCAGGCAGUGAUCGUGUGAGCGUAAGCGUCGACAGCGGAUUGGGUGGCAAUAAUGCGGGCGCGAUCGGUGGCGGAACCGUUGGUGGUGGCGUUGGAGGUGGUGGUGUUGGAGGCGGUGGUGUCGGAGGCGGCGGUGGACGUGGACUUUCUCGCAGCAAUUCGACGCAGGCCAAUCAGGCUCAAUUGCUGCACAACGGCGGUGGUGGUUCGGGCGGCAAUGUCGGCAACUCGGGCGGCGUUGGCGACCGCUUGUCAGAUCGAGGAGGAGGAGGUGGCGGCAUCGGCGGAAACGAUAGCGGCAGCUGCUCGGACUCGGGCACUUUCCUGAAGCCAGACCCCGUAUCGGGUGCCUACACAGCGCAGGAGUAUUACGAGUACGAUGAGAUCCUCAAGUUGCGACAAAAUGCCCUCAAAAAGGAGGACGCCGACCUGCAGCUGGAGAUGGAGAAGCUGGAGCGGGAGCGCAAUCUGCACAUCCGAGAGCUCAAGCGGAUUCUUAACGAGGAUCAGUCCCGCUUUAACAAUCAUCCCGUGCUGAAUGAUCGCUAUCUUCUGUUGAUGCUCCUGGGCAAGGGCGGCUUCUCAGAGGUCCACAAGGCCUUCGACCUGAAGGAGCAACGCUAUGUCGCAUGUAAGGUGCACCAAUUAAACAAGGAUUGGAAGGAGGAUAAGAAAGCUAAUUAUAUCAAACACGCUUUGCGGGAAUACAACAUUCACAAGGCACUGGAUCAUCCGCGGGUCGUCAAGCUAUACGAUGUCUUCGAGAUCGAUGCGAAUUCCUUUUGCACAGUGCUCGAAUACUGUGAUGGCCACGAUCUGGACUUCUAUUUGAAGCAACAUAAGACUAUACCCGAGCGUGAAGCGCGCUCGAUAAUAAUGCAGGUUGUAUCUGCACUCAAGUAUCUAAAUGAGAUUAAGCCUCCAGUUAUCCACUACGAUCUGAAGCCCGGCAACAUUCUGCUUACCGAGGGCAACGUCUGCGGCGAGAUUAAGAUCACCGACUUCGGUCUGUCAAAGGUGAUGGACGACGAGAAUUACAAUCCCGAUCACGGCAUGGAUCUGACCUCUCAGGGGGCGGGAACCUACUGGUAUCUGCCACCCGAGUGCUUUGUCGUGGGCAAAAAUCCGCCGAAAAUCUCCUCCAAAGUGGACGUAUGGAGUGUGGGUGUUAUCUUCUACCAGUGUCUGUACGGCAAAAAGCCCUUCGGUCACAAUCAGUCGCAGGCCACGAUUCUCGAGGAGAAUACGAUCCUGAAGGCCACCGAAGUGCAGUUCUCCAACAAGCCAACCGUUUCUAACGAGGCCAAGAGUUUCAUUCGGGGAUGCUUGGCCUAUCGCAAGGAGGAUCGCAUGGAUGUGUUCGCACUGGCCAGGCACGAGUACAUUCAGCCACCGAUACCGAAACAUGGGCGCGGUUCGCUCAAUCAGCAACAGCAGGCGCAACAACAGCAGCAGCAACAACAGCAACAGCAGCAGCAACAGUCGUCGACGUCACAGGCCAAUUCUACAGGCCAGACAUCUUUCUCUGCCCACAUGUUUGGCAAUAUGAAUCAGUCGAGUUCGUCCUAGCUGCCAACCAAGCGCAAUUCGAACUCAUAAUUCGCCGCCGCCGCAGUAGCAGCAGCUACAUUAGCUGCCAGUAGUCAACAGCAACUUCAACACCAGCAACAGCAACUCCAAAUCCAGCAAUACCAGCAGAAUCAGCAACUUCAUUUGCAAAACAGCAGUAGCAAUUAUGCGGCCACGCUUCUAGAUGCAGCGGCCUUUUGCUACGAAACCGUGAUGGAUGCAGCCCACUUCCAAAACAACAAUAAUAACAGCACCAUCAUCAAGAACAAUAUGCAGACAAUGCCGGCAAACGCUGCCAAUGCUGCUGCAGCUGCAGGGGGAGGGGGAACACCGACCUAUCAGGGGAAAUACAAGCGCUGGCAGCAGCAACAGUUACAACAGCAGGCGCAACUCCAACAGCAGCAGCACAAGCUGCUGUUGCAGCAAGAGCUGCUCUAAAAUAUGAAGGGAAUGAUGACAAGCGAGUUUAAGAGAACGAGGAGCUGCCUGCCACACUGCCGCCGUCAGCAAUAACAACAUCCCAAGAAAAUUCACAGCGAGUCGCAAAAGCAUCAACAAACAAAGCAAAAAACGCAAAAAAGGAUUACAAAGACGCAGAGAAUAGGGGACAUUUGCAAUGGGAAAUAACAAAUUAUUGCAUUAUCUGCUGGAUUGUGAUUGUGGUUCAAACAUUAAAAAUACACUUACUCAUACACACAAGGUAGACACUGCAGACUAAUUUUGCCUUAAAAGAAACAAAACGAAUAAUGUUAACUGUAAAUUUUCACUUUGUGUCCAUGCAUAGUUACUAGUAAUGAUGAUAUAAAUAUAUAAAUAUAUAUAAAAUAUAAAAAUUAUAUAAAUGUAUAAAUUUAUAUUUAUAUAUAUAUAUAUAUAUAUAUAUAUAUAUCUGCAUAAACAUUGAAGCAUACUAGUAAAUCUUUAUAAAUAUAUUUAUAUAUAUAUUUAUCUCUUCCUUUUAACGCUUUUAAUCGGAAAAAACAUCCCAAUUAUAUUUUAAUUCAAUUUGAAAUAUAAAAGUCAUUUUUGUUUGUUUUGUAUCAAAAUCCAAAAAAAAUUGAUUUAAAUAUAAAAAUACCAUAAACAUUAACACCACACACACACACACACACACAUAUAUAUAUAUAUAUAUAUAUAUAUAUAUAUAUACAUAUAUAUAUACAUUUGUAUAUAGUCGUAUCUGAACCACAAACAAAUCCACAGAUAAAAAAAACUGAAAAAUUCAUAGAAUCAAACCAUUUUUUUAUAUGCCACAAAGAAAAGAAAAUAAGUAGAAAUGCAAGAAAAAUCGAGAAAAAGCGUAAUUCAUGAGAUCAGAUCGGAUCAGAAAAAUCAACAGAAAAUAAACCUAUUUGAAGUAAAAUACUUCUAAAUACAUAGUAAACUAAUGUAAUAGUUUUUAUUAAAAUUACACAUAUAUGUAUCGAUAUAUAUACAUGUUUUUUUUUUUUUAAUUUUAAAAUUAUAAUUGUAAUGCACUAUGCGUAAAUUGUAUUAAAUAUUAAUAUCCAAGGCAUAUUAAUAGAAAUAUAUAUACAUAUAUAAAACCUGCAAAAAAAAAACAUGAACUACCAAGCUAAAUGUUUCAAUAAUAUAUAGAUCUAUAUGUAUGUAAAACCGAUAUGAAAUCUGCCUACAGCCAGACAAAAAAAACCUUAAAGAGAAAGAUCAGAAGAGGAACAGAAGAGUAUGAGCGGGGAGUGAAAGAUGCAAGAUUCAUCCAAAAGCGAAAAACAUUUUUUUCUUAAGUCUACGCAAAACAAAAUGAAUGAAAAGUAACCCGAAAUUAGUUUUUAGAGUAUAAGUAUAAAAAAUGGAAAAUAUCGCGAUAGAAAGAAACAAAAAUGGACGCAGAUAAGGACGGCAAGCAGAACAAGAGUAAUAAAGCAGCGGCAAGAACUCCCUAAAAAUAGCAAAGAGCAUUGUAAAUAUUUAUAUAAAUAAUUUAUGCCUAAUUAAAGUUUAAAUUAAUGAAGAAAACCAGCAAAAAAACAUAAAAAACCAGAAGAACCAUUUCAGAUUUGUAUGCAAAUUUGUAUAUGUACGUACUUUCCUUUAAUUUUAGCCAAUCAGUUUGUAAGAUUAAAUUUUUUUUUUGCAUCUCUAUAAAGAAUAAUGAUAUGAGGAUAAUGAUUCCGAUUUUUUUUUCCGUUUAAUGUAACCGUUAGAAUUAGCCCAUAAUGGUCGAUAUCUAAAUGUGUGUGUAUAUCGAUGUGAUGUCAUCGAUUGUCGAUAACGAUUGGAUGCGAGUGUGUGUUAAUUUAAUUUGAUAAAAGAUAAAGGAAAGCAAGGAAUGUGAAGAUAAUGAAAGGAGAUGCAUAGAGAAUGAGAGCGAAUCUAUCUAUUAUAUAAUUAUGUAAAAUGCACAUCUUUAAAUUAUAAAUUAUACAUAUUUAAAAGGAAACUAUUAUUAUUAUUUUGAUUACCAUUAUCAUUAUUUUUUAUUAUCACUUAACGGUUUCGGUUUGAUCCACAGCGAAACCAACAACAACCAAGAAACAGAAACAACAAAAAGAGAAACAAAAUAAACAAGCGAAAUGUUUGAUAAAAAAAACCACGAGAUGUUUUAAUUUAUUUGUCUUUAAUUCUUCGAUUUUAUUGAGUUUUUCAUAGAGAAAGUUGUCACACUCAAGAACACACACGCAAGCGUAUAAAGCUAAACAAAUUAAUACCUACUAAGUGUUUAAAUAGUACUAAACGAAUCAAAAUAUAAAUACUUAAAAAGAAAAAAAAACGAAAAUAAAAAUAAAAACAGCAGCAGAAAAAAACGAUGAGACAGUUGAGCAGACGAGAAAAACAAAGCCCAUUAAAUUAUUUGUUGAGUAUUUUAUUAAAAAAUAAUUACGAUAAUAAUUAAAAAGUUUAAAUUGAACGAAUUACGAAAAACAAACUGAAUAUACAUAUAUGUGUGCAUAUAUACAUAUAUGUAUGUAUUAUAUAUAAACAAAUUAUUUAAUAGUUAUGCUAAAAAAUUAUUUAAAGUGAACGGAUAUGAAAAAUAUUUGUAUGCGUGCGAGCACGGAGAGAAGGGCACUCAGAAUAGGCCAUCGACACCACCCACUCCCUUCCGAUACCCGAACAUCACCACCAGUUUUCACCAUUUUCUGACCCUUAACCCCUUCAACCAGACACACACCAAACACAAGAAAAGGCGAAGAAAGCCGAAAAAAAAACAAUGCAAACACGAAAUAGGCGGCGACGACAGAGAUAAGCGCGAAGAAGAUACUAAAUCAAUAAGUAAACAUAAAAAUUAAUUAAUAAAUUAAUUCCAAAACAAAAUGAAAAAAGCUAAAAAAAAAACAUCAAGAAAACAAAAGACAAAAGCAAACAAAAAACAUGACGAAACAUUGAAAAUAAAAAAAUACU